This is a messenger RNA of Podarcis raffonei (Aeolian wall lizard), 369 nucleotides long. It is a transcript of the gene ELOF1, whose product is annotated as elongation factor 1. Lineage: Eukaryota; Metazoa; Chordata; Lepidosauria; Squamata; Lacertidae. Gene Ontology annotation, cellular component: transcription elongation factor complex. Bases 7 to 258 code for a protein of 83 amino acids. Gene Ontology annotation, biological process: transcription elongation by RNA polymerase II. The transcript is spliced from 3 exons. Gene Ontology annotation, molecular function: RNA polymerase II complex binding. The record is from RefSeq and is a predicted model, not a curated record.
GCAAAAAUGGGCCGUAGGAAGUCAAAGCGGAAGCCUCCACCCAAGAAGAAGAUGACUGGGACACUUGAGACCCAAUUUACUUGCCCCUUCUGUAACCAUGAGAAAUCGUGUGAUGUUAAAAUGGACAGGGCUCGAAAUACGGGUGUGAUAUCCUGUACCGUGUGUCUGGAAGAAUUUCAGACUCCUAUAACGUAUCUUUCAGAACCAGUGGACGUUUACAGUGACUGGAUAGAUGCUUGUGAGGCAGCCAAUCAAUAGCAACUGGAGAGGAACUUGCCAGGAAUUCAACAACACUUCUUAAUUUGGGAGGGUGGACGUUAUCUGUUACAUAAUGCAUUGGAAGAUCCAACAAGUGGCUGGGAAAUGUGA